Molecule: messenger RNA, 627 nt
Organism: Didymodactylos carnosus
Lineage: Eukaryota; Metazoa; Rotifera; Eurotatoria; Philodinida; Philodinidae
Source: the annotation of a GenBank genome assembly
AUGAUCAUUGUAUAUUUGAAAGAUAAUACAACAAUAUCGGGUAAUAAAACAAAAGCUCCAUUCAAUGCAAUAAUAGGAUAUGCAUCAACAAAUGUCGAAGCUUAUUCAAAUGGAAAUGAUAUUUUUAUAUCGUUUCAAUAUAAUUAUUUAUAUGGAGUUUUUAUGGGAAUGAAAUGGCAAUGUGUUGAAUAUGCACGUCGAUGGGUUUUUAAACGUAAAGGUUGUGUUUUUGAUAGUAUUGAUCAGGCUGCUGAUAUGUGGACUCAAUUGGACAAUGUUCAACGAGUUAUUGAUAAAAAAUAUUUUCCUUUAAAAAAAUAUCCGAAUGGUUCUCCAGAUCCGCCUAAAAAUGAAUCAUUACUUAUUUAUAAACGUUCAGGUGUGGAUAUGCUAUCUGGGCAUGUUUCUGUUAUCGUUGAUGUUUUACCUGGUUUUAUUCAAGUUGCUGAAGAAAAUUAUGAUCCUUAUUAUUGGUCAGGAAAUUAUUCUCGACAAAUUCCAUAUGUAUUUAUUAAUGAAAGUUAUUAUAUUGAAGAUGAUUAUCCCAUUUUUGGUUGGAUGUCAAUUGAAGACAAUAAUCAAACAAAACCGUUGGAUCAAGCAACAAUAAAUGCUAUUAUUAAUUAA